UGAAGUCAGAAUCCAUGUCAGUGGGGAAAAAAAACAGAGGAGAAAAAUAUACGAACAUUUUUGGUAUCACGAGCGAUUGCAACUUGUGAGUGAAUAAAAGUGCAUCAAGAACAUAAUUUUUUUAUUCCCAUCAUUAAUAAUCGGAGUAAAAUACACGUUAGACCAAUCUGUGUUUCGUAAUCGAGAAGAAGAUAUCAUGCCUGACGAAGAGAAAGUCGAGGAAUUGACAAAACAGAAGUAUCGCAGGCGGACAUGGGAUGAAAUGAAAAAAAAUGGUGUUGGCCAUAAUCCAGCGAGUGAUCGCCGUCACAGACGAAUGCCAAGGCUUCCAAAAUUUGUAGGUGCAGAGGAUGCAGCUAAACGUUUGGCUGAUCUGGCUGAGUUUAAAAAUGCCAAAGUCAUAAAAUUAAAUCCAGACGAGCCACAGGAGCCAGUCAGACUGAUGGCACUGAAGGCUGGCAAGGAGAUACUCAUCCCAAUUCCACGAUUGAAGUCAGGGUUAUUUCUACACGUGACACCACCUGAGAACCAAGAGGAGAUUGACAGCAAGAUAUUCACGUCAAAACAGGAGUUGGUGAAGCAUGGCAAACCUCUGGGGCUGGAUGCUGACAUCAAGGUGGAUUUGGUAGUGAUGGGAACACUUUGUGUCAAUCGUCUGGGGCACAGGAUUGGAAAGGGCGAGGGAUUCUCUGAUCUCGAAUUCGCCAUGAUGAUGAGGAUGGGGGCAAUUAAUCAAAACACUGUUGUCGUCACGACAGUCCAUGACUGUCAGAUCGUCGACGAUUUGCCACCUGGAUUGGUUGAGAAACAUGAUGUACCUGUGGAUAUUAUUGUCACACCUACGCAGACGAUUUUCGUUACUGAGAGGCUGAGAAAACCUGAUGAAAUUUUUUGGGAUAUAUUGACAAUGAGAAGGAUCAAGUCUAUGCAGAUACUGCAGCAGCUUAAAGAAAUGGACGAGAAGGAGGGAAAGGAGAUAACUCUGAAACCAGACGAUCCCAACCAUUCCCAGAGGUGGAAGAGAUACGACAGCAAUUCUUCAAGGAAACGACGAGAGAAGGCACCAUCAAAAUCCUCUUCACAAGACAAUCACCAAGAUCUCGACCAAGAGGAAAACAAGAAUAGAGAGAGUGAGAAUGGAAAGAGUCGUCCAGCGAGAAAACGUCGGACAAAGUCGAAAAAAAAUGAUAAAACUGAUUCUCCAGAAGAUGAGCAGAACAAUGAGAAACCAGAAAAAUCACAGCGUCCUAAAAAAGGGAAAUACAAACCAAGGUCAGGCAUUGAUUUUUCCCUGAAACUUUCGAAUAUUGGUUCGGACGUGAGAGUUCGUGAUUUAAAAAAUGCCCUGAUAGAGCGUGGAGUCAGGCCAACAGAUAUAACAUGGUGUGGAUAUCGUGGAUUCUGCUACCUUCAUUUUGGUAAAUUGAGAAAUAAGAAUUCAGUGCCAAAUGAACCAGUCCAGGUUGACUCGAUUGUUGCUAAUUUACAACAAUUGCGUGUUGGUGAGGAAUCAAAGAAUACAAACGAUGAAUACAUUAUUGUUGAGCCUGCCAAACCCAUAACUAGGAUUGAAAUAACUGACGUUACUGCCGUUUAACUGUCAAUCUAACAUUUUUUCCCCCUUUCUGAAAUAAUAUUCUUUCGUUAAUUCAACAUGUACGCGUAAGUUAGCUUUUCGUCAAUGCUAGAGUCGUAUAAAAUGACUGAAAAUUAUGCUUGACUUAUGAAUAACUAGGGUCUUCCGAGUUUGAUCAUUUUGAGAUUGAGCUCUUUGAAAUGUCAAACAAUUCGAAUAACAUUUAAUUUUCAUUUAUCAAUGUUGCUUACGUUACAACGUUGCCUAAGCCGUUGACCUAUAUAUAUAAAUAUUUUUUUUGGUCUCUAUUUUCACAAUCAGAGUUGAAAAAAUGAUGAUUAGCGUGCUGUAAUGCUCAAUUAAUCAGAUUAAUAACAAAAAGAGUUGAUGAAAUAUUGUGAAAUCUAUUUUUUGAGGAAUAAAAAUAUUUUAAAACAAAUAUUGCUCUCUUGAAGACAAUUGAAAAUUCUCGAUAAAUUAUAUAAACUGAGAGUAUAAAAUAUAAUUUAUGUUAUAUAACUGCGGGUUAUUCCGUCUGCCACUUGUCGUGUUGCAUUAGUUAUUUUAAUUCGAAUUGAAUUUUUAGGACGAAUACCCGUAAUUUGUGAUAUUAACAUACAUAAUUUCAUGCGUUUUUUUUCUCUCUCUUUCUCGCUCUCUCUCUCGCGCGCGUUUUAUUUUAAAAAUUGUAAGGAUUUUUUAUCACAAUCAUCAGUGACACAUAGUAAUUCUGUGUUACCAUACGAUAAUUACAAUUUGUAUUUAAGAUAUAAAGUUAACACAGUCACUCGAUGUGAUAACAAAACACAUAUACUCCAUCCUUCCAUUAUUUUGUGCCUAUUUUAUAUGUUCCAAUGCAAUAAAGCAUUUAUACUUUCAUUCAA
This is a messenger RNA of Fopius arisanus, 2460 nucleotides long. RefSeq names its product methenyltetrahydrofolate synthase domain-containing protein lost (gene lost). The transcript is spliced from 4 exons. The record is from RefSeq and is a predicted model, not a curated record. The coding region runs from base 197 to 1597 and encodes 466 amino acids. Lineage: Eukaryota; Metazoa; Arthropoda; Insecta; Hymenoptera; Braconidae. Gene Ontology annotation, cellular component: cytoplasm.